GCAGUCAACACCCCCGAUAAAUUGGAAUAUCAAUUCUUCCCAGCCAAUAAUUAUGUGUUCACAUUUAAGAUACGUGCACCCAAUGAUGCCCAUUUGGCGCUGACGGCCCAACCAGCCGAAAGUUUUCCCAUGUAUGAGGUAUUCAUUGGUGGCUGGGGCAAUACUAAGUCGGUGAUUCGUCAAAAUCGCCAAAAACCCGAUGUGGUUGAAGUUCCCACGCCCGGCAUCUUGAAUACCAAUGAAUAUCGUGGUUUUUGGAUACGUUGGUAUGACCAGACAAUUACUGUGGGCCGUGAGGGUGAAGCUGCUGCAUUUAUGACAUAUCAUGAUCCACAUAUGUUCCCCAUACAAUAUGUUGGUAUUUGCACCGGUUGGGGUGCCUCCGGUUCGUGGACUUUCGAAGGUAAUUAUCCCAGCGGUCCCUCAUCCGAAUCAUGGAUACCAGCCGCCAAUGGCGUUGUGCCACCCAAUGCCGUAUCGGGUGGCAUUGAUGGCAGCGAUAAUUUAUAUAUUGCUCGUGCCCGUCAUGGCAGUGAUUUAAUCCCCGGCAAAUUACAUCCAUCUCAUGGCUGUUGCUAUGUACCCUAUGGCGGCGUGGAGCAUAGCCAUAAGGAAUAUGAAGUUUUGUGCAAUAGCUAUGGUCGUUGGGUACCCUGGAAUGGUAGCAUGCCACCAACAGCUGUAGUUGGUGGUCAAACUGCAGAAGGUGAACCUCUGUAUAUUGGUCGGGCUCAACAUGGCGGUACUACAACGGUGGGCAAGGUACAACUAUCACAUGGUAGCUGUUAUAUACCCUAUGGUGGUGAGGAGAUGGGUUUCAAAGAAUUCGAAAUUUAUGUUUCACAAUAA
Musca vetustissima is the source of this 849-nucleotide messenger RNA. Its product is annotated as C3 and PZP-like alpha-2-macroglobulin domain-containing protein 8. Lineage: Eukaryota; Metazoa; Arthropoda; Insecta; Diptera; Muscidae. The record is from RefSeq and is a predicted model, not a curated record. The annotation marks the transcript as partial. The transcript has 2 exons.